AGUGAAACAAGAAAGACAAUAAAGUAGUGUGAUGGAAUACGAGGUGGUGGGUUUAUGGGUGUUAGCCAUGUUGGUGUGGAUGGGGUGGGCAAUGGUUAUGGAACGUAGGCAGCAUCAUGGUCUGCUUCCACCAGGACCAAGAUGUUGGCCAGUGGUUGGCAACAUUUUCCAACUAGGCUGGUCACCCCACGAGUCCUUCACAAAACUGGCUCACAGACACGGUCCAAUCAUGACCCUCUGGCUAGGUUCCAUGUGCACGGUGGUUGUCUCAUCCAGCCACGUGGCUCGUGACAUGUUCAAGAAGCAUGACGUGGUUCUUGCUGGGAGGAAGAUUUAUGAGGCCAUGAAAGGUGACCAAGGCAGUGAGGGCUCCCUCGUUACUUCUCAAUACAACUCUCACUGGCGCAUGCUAAAGCGCUUGUGCACCACUGAGUUCUUUGUCACCAGUCGCUUAGACGCCAUGCGGGGUGUACGUGCCAGAUGCAUACACCGCAUGAUGCACUUGAUGGAAGAAGCUAGUGAAUCUGGCACCACUGCUGUUGAUGUUGGUAGAUUCUUUUUCUUCAUGGCUUUUAACCUUAUUGGGAACCUCAUAUUCUCCAAGGACUUGUUGGACUCCGAAACGGAGAGAGGGGAUACAUUUUAUUACCAUGCAGUUAAGGUUAUGGAGUAUGCUGGGAAGCCUAAUGUGGCAGAUUUCUUGCCAAUUCUAAAGUGGCUUGAUCCUCAGGGUAUAAGGAGGAAGACACAAUUCCAUGUUAACAAAGCCUUUGAUAUAGCAGGGUUGUUCAUCAAAGAGAGGAUGGAAAGUGGUUGCAGUGGAUCAAAGGAAAGCAAAGACUACUUGGAUGUCCUAUUGAACUUUCGUGGGGAUGGUGUCACCGAGCCCUGUACCUUUUCUUCAAGAACUAUUAACGUUGUUGUCUUUGAAAUGUUCACUGCAGGGACAGACACCACAACUAGCACAAUGGAAUGGGCGAUGGCAGAGCUUCUGCACAACCCAAGAGUGCUAAGGAAAGUGCAGAUGGAGUUAAGGAGCAAAAUAGGGCUAGAUAGGAAUAUGGAAGAAAAGGACAUAGAGAAUCUUCCCUACCUCCAAGCAGUGAUAAAGGAGACACUGAGACUUCACCCACCCCUUCCUUUUCUGGUUCCUCACAUGGCCAUGGACUCUUGCAACAUGCUUGGCUACAAUAUUCCCAAAGAGUCCCAAAUUUUAGUGAAUGUUUGGGCAAUUGGGAGGGACUCCAAAGUGUGGGAUGCUCCCUUGUUGUUCUGGCCUGAAAGGUUUCUGGAGCCAAACACGGUGGAUUACAAGGGACGACAUUUUGAGUUUAUUCCCUUUGGUUCGGGUCGAAGAAUGUGCCCAGCCAUGCCACUUGCCUCUCGUGUACUUCCCCUGGCACUAGGCUCCCUCUUGCACUCUUUUGAUUGGAUUUUGCCCGAUGGCCUUAAACCAGAGGAGAUGGACAUGACAGAGGGAAUGGGAAUAACGCUAAGAAAAGCCCUUCCUUUGAAAGCCAUACCAGUGCGUUACAGAGGACCUCUUGUUGCAAAUGAGUAAAACUGUAAUGGCAUCAAAGCGUUCGCCAUAAGUUAAAACCAAAAAAAAUAAUGUUUAAAUUAUCUAUCGCCUUCAAAGACUAGUAUAGUUAUCAUGCACAAUGUUAUGUCAGAAUUGAAGUCACAAAGAACAUGGUUUGAGUGGCGUUCUAAUAUCGCCGAUCAGAUGUAUUCAAUGUAAGAUAUCUAUAUAUAUGAUGAUGCACCGACUAGACGUUUCUUUCAUCAUGAACACCAGCUAACAGGUCUCCUUGGUCGUGUUCUGGCUCAAAAGCUUUGAAAGACAUCUUACCUGAGGAUAUCCUUGUUACAAUACCAAAAAAUGUUUGGAUGAAGAACGAUAUACCAGAAAAAUUCAUACUGUUGGAGUGUUUGCUGUUUCUGUUAAUAUAAUGUAGCCCUUCUAGGU
Molecule: messenger RNA, 1969 nt
Organism: Cajanus cajan (pigeon pea)
Lineage: Eukaryota; Viridiplantae; Streptophyta; Magnoliopsida; Fabales; Fabaceae
Product: cytochrome P450 76A1
Molecular function (GO): heme binding; monooxygenase activity; oxidoreductase activity, acting on paired donors, with incorporation or reduction of molecular oxygen
Source: RefSeq, a predicted model, not a curated record